Molecule: messenger RNA, 1407 nt
Organism: Uncinocarpus reesii 1704
Lineage: Eukaryota; Fungi; Ascomycota; Eurotiomycetes; Onygenales; Onygenaceae
Exons: 1
Coding region: 1-1407 (468 amino acids)
Cellular component (GO): nucleus; RNA polymerase II transcription regulator complex
Molecular function (GO): transcription cis-regulatory region binding; DNA-binding transcription activator activity, RNA polymerase II-specific
Source: RefSeq, a predicted model, not a curated record
AUGGCAUCCGCAACGAGCACACCCACGACGUCGACCCCCGCGUCUCCUCUGCCGUUGGCUCCAUUGGCCUCGCGCCCCCCCUUGGUCUCCAUGAAGCCAAUUGCAGCUGCGGGCUCUCCUGCUCCCUUGGUGCAAUGCUCCGUUACAUCGAGAGAGUGGGUUAUUCCACCACGACCCAAACCGGGCCGCAAACCAGCCACCGAUACGCCGCCCACCAAGCGCAAAGCUCAAAACCGUGCCGCCCAAAGAGCAUUCCGUGAGAGAAGAGCGGCGAGGGUAGGGGAAUUGGAGGAGCAAAUCAAGAAUAUCGAGGAAGAAAACGACAAAAAAGAGGCGUUAAUGAAAGUACGAAUUAACACCCUCUCGAAGCAACUUGAAGACUGCAGAAACGAAAUAUUAUGGUGGAAGAAGCGCUGCCAGACACUGGAAAACGAUGUUUCCGCCGAGCGAAACUCCAAGGAUGCUGCGAUCAACGAGCUCCGAACAAUAAAGGCGCGAAAUCGAACAGAAACAGUCCCUGGUGGAUGCGAAAACUGUUCCUCAACCCGAUGUCAAUGCAUUGACGAUGCGUUCAACGUGUCGAGCGUCUCUAACCGCCAAGGUGAGUCUUCGAUACCAAAGCGACCAAAUUCGCCGCAGCAAGAAGCUCUAGCAAAACGCCACAGAGUCGAACCCGAGAUCAAAUCCGAGCCCGAAGAGUUAGAGAUUGAUUUCACUUCGAGGUUUGCACGCCAGCAAUCGGAGAGCGAAGUGAUUGUUCUCUCACCCACCCCCCUUUUUGACCCCUGCGGUUUUUGUCAGGACGGGACGCCGUGUAUUUGUGCCGAAAUGGCAGCAGACCAGCCCGCAGAACAAAGAAGGCCUCAGCAAACCAACAAGCUUGCGCCUAUAAAGCAUCUCUCUCAGUUUACUCCACCUCCGUCCGACGGCGAUGUGUUCUCUGACUCGCUGUCCUCCCUAACGAGCAAACCAAACCCGUGUGCAAACGGACCCGGCACUUGUGCACAGUGUGUUGCGGACCCAAGGAGCACACUAUUUUGCAAGAGCCUAGCGGCCUCACGCGCCGCGAGCGCUGGAACAGGAUGCUGCGGGGGUGAUGGCUCGGGAGAAGGCUGUUGUCAGUCACGAGCACCAUCGCAGGAUAACAACGAACACCUGGUGUUGAAGGAUAACCCACCUUGCGCGCCCCCAAUCACCCUGAGCUGUGCAGACACCUUUACGACGCUUUCGCGGCAUCCUAAUUUUGCUCGCGCAUCCGAUGAGCUUACCACAUGGCUACCCCGGCUUCACACCCUUCCGAUUCCACGAGGCCUUUCGUCAUCCAUCAGGAAUCGUCCGGCUCUGGAGGUCGAAGCCGCCAGCGUCAUGGGUGUCCUGCGGUAUUUCGACAGGCGAUUUGCCAAUUAA